AUGGUACACACGACAACAUCGAAUGCUAAGAAGAAGGGUAGGUCGAGUAAGAAGGUUGAAAGACUGGCACAGUUGAGAUUUGACUAUGAGCUGCUGACGAACGAGCUUUUCCAUCUGAAAGAGUUCAUGUCGCUGGUGGAGUUUGAUCCGAGCUACGAGAACGAGAGUGAGAGUUAUCGGCGGUUUUUGGUCGAAGAUGGAGUGUCGCUGGGGUCAUUUGAGGACGGGGAGACGGGCGAGGCGGGCAACGGGCGCGUACGAAGGCGGCAGUUGAGAGCGAGUACGACUCCGGCAGCGAACGAGGACGCCAACGGUACCGUUUGGGCGGAAGUGGAGCCGGUGGUGAGAGCUAAGUACGGCGAGUUGAAACAGGCGUUGCGGGCUGGGCAUGUCAAGCGCGACCAGGUGCCGAUGAAGCGCCCCAGGGUCCCGAAACUGGCCGGCAAGAGGGGCAGCAAGCUGCCCUCUCCGGUCAGCAACGGGUCGUCGGCGCUGUCUUCGUCGCAGAAGCACGGCGAUCGCGCAAGAUCAGAGCUGGGACCGGACUCCCGGGAGGAUUCCUUCGAUGACGAGGUUUACUACGGGCAGAAUGUCGAAGAGGACUACUACUUCACCACUUCGUCGGAGGACGAGCCGGAGAGCAGGCGACAGCAUCAAAGGAAAAGACCACGCAUUAACUUGGUAGUCAACCCGCCAAGACAGACGGUGACGAAUCCAUUGCAUGUAAAUAAACCGCAAUUCACAAACCUGCAUGAGUACAUAAACUCUUUCAAAUCGAUGGACGAAGACAUGUCGAUUGAGGAGUACGAGCAUUACAUCCAAGAGCAGAAGAAGGUGGUGGCAGCGAUACGAAGGGGCUUGGAGAGUGGGGCCCUGAGGUACGACCCCGAUACGGAUUCUGUGCAGCCUAUCACCACGAAAGAAGCUCGACUAACUCAAUCGCAUAGACCAGAGCCGAUAACCUACCUUUACAAGCAGCAAAAUCUGCAAACUUUCCAGGACUACCUGUUGAACCAUGGGAUUUUCAUGAGCAGACUAUUUCAGAACAACAGGAAGGCUCGGAUCGCCAGAGCUAGAAAAGUUUCCUUUAUGAUCGAACAGCAUUUCAAGCAUAUUGCUGGCGCAGAGGAGCGGAGGGCCAAAGAAGAGGAAAAACACAAGAGGAACUUGGCGAGAGCGGCUAUGCAGGCUGUUAAAAAACGAUGGACUCUGGCUGAAAAAGCAUAUAGAGUUCUCCUCAAAGAUGAGGAGGAGCACCUUAAGAGAAUUAAGGGUAAAGAACACCUUUCCAAGAUGUUGGAACAAAGCACCCAACUCCUUGAAGCUCAACUGACUCAUAAAGGAGACGAGAGCGAAAGCAGUGAUAGAGAUAGUGACAAUGAGAGUGACAUUGAAGAUAGCUCUGGUUCGGAAAAUGAUGACGAUUUGUUGACUAGUUCUUCCGAAGAGGAAGAUAUCAGUGAAGAACGAGAGAUAAAAUCUGACCGCAAACCUGUUGAAGAUGAGAAUCUCACAGAGGAGGAACUAAAAAUGAAGUACGCCAACAUUGACGAAGCCGUGGCGGUUCAAGACGAGAGGCAGAUGGGUGACAGCCAUUCAUCGGAUGACAACCUAUCUGUAACAACGGAGCAGUCGUCGGAGGAAUUAUCUGAGGAGGAGGAGACUGGCCUCGUUUCAGACGCAAGUAAUAAAAGUCUCGGUCUAAGUCUUUUGCUAGAGCAAGGUUAUGGUAAUGAUGAUGAUGUUGACGACAGCGAUGAGAGUGUAAAAUACGAAUCGGAUCAAUCUUUCAAAGAGGAUGUCACACAUGAGAAUCAGGAGGAUGAGAUGGAGGUGGAGAAAAAAUCUGAUUUGGUCCUUCCGAAUGGUGAAGUUGGGCGGAUGCCUGACCACACCUCAGAAAAUGCUAGGGAUAUGGAUUCCUCAAAUGAGAUGGGAAAGUCCGAGGCGGACCCCUACUCAGUGGAGGAUGUACCUGUUCCUCAGCUUUUACGUGGUACCCUUCGAACUUAUCAGAAACAGGGUCUCAAUUGGCUGGCCUCACUGUACAAUAAUGGCACUAACGGUAUUCUCGCAGAUGAAAUGGGACUCGGUAAAACCAUUCAGACAAUUUCUUUAUUGGCUUACCUUGCAUGUGAGAAGCAUAACUGGGGACCGCAUUUGAUUGUGGUACCGACAUCGGUGUUACUGAACUGGGAGAUGGAGCUGAAAAGAUUCGCACCAGGCUUCAAGGUCUUGACAUACUACGGAUCUCCUCAGCAGCGUAAGGAGAAACGGAGGGGCUGGAAUAAGCCCGACGCUUUUCACAUUUGCAUCGUGUCAUAUCAACUUAUCGUGCAGGAUCAAAACUCUUUCAAGAGGAAAAGGUGGGAGUAUAUGAUUUUGGAUGAGGCCCACAACAUCAAGAAUUUCAGAUCAACGAGAUGGCAAGCUUUGCUUAAUUUCAAUACACAGAGAAGAUUACUGCUGACUGGUACUCCUCUGCAAAACAACAUUGCUGAGCUUUGGUCAUUGUUGUACUUCUUGAUGCCUCAAACUGUCACAGCCGGACAGGAAGUUACCGGAUUCGCUGAUUUAGAUGCAUUUCAACAGUGGUUCGGGAAACCAGUGGACAAGCUAAUCGAAACAGGACAAAAUUAUCAACACGAUGCAGAAACCAAGAAGACGGUUACCAAACUGCAUCAAGUUCUACGGCCGUACUUGCUGAGAAGAUUGAAAGCAGAUGUUGAGAAGCAAAUGCCAGCAAAGCAUGAGCAUAUAGUCUACUGCCGUCUUUCCAAAAGGCAAAGAUUUCUCUACGACGAUUUCAUGUCCCGGGCGCAGACAAAGGCAACUUUGGCUAGUGGCAAUUUCAUGUCUAUCGUCAACUGCCUGAUGCAGUUGAGGAAAGUCUGUAAUCAUCCAGAUCUUUUUGAGGUCAGACCGAUUCUUACCUCGUUUUGCAGCGAGAGUUCCGUUAUUCAGAACUACGUGAGCACGGAUCAGUUUGUACAUGAUCUGGUGAAUCAUGAACAAUACAAGAAUAAGGUAGGCUUGGAUACGAUGAACCUUGUGUUUACAGGAAACGAUCUGGAAUCGACAACCCAUACUUCGCGGGCCACCAGCAAACUGCAGUGUGUUGCAGAGUUCAUAGAGCAAAUCGAUGAACUGCGGCAGCAAGAGAUGUCGAGCGAUAGCAAGGAGUCAGACGAAAUCCCUCCGAACUUCCGAAAUGCCACAGAAUUCUUUAAGCGCUUAGGUAUGAAGCGUUUGCAGGAGACCGUUGAUAACGUAGAAUCCAUACGCCACAUCAACAGGUUGCGUUGCGACAGAAAACCAAUGUAUGGCACGAAUGCUUUCAAGCUUCUAACAAUUGAGCGCGAUCGAAGCAACGACACCGACAGUCUGCGGACCUGCACACAACCAUUGCAGAAAAAGUUCGACAUUUACAAAGAUAUUAUAGAGAAGUAUGCGGUGAUAACACCGAACGCUGUGACCCUGGAUACGCGGUAUUUGACAUUGGGCCUCAACGACGAAAGUCCACUGGACGAAAAUACAAGAAACUUCGUCAUGAGCAACUUUCAAAACAUGAAAAAUCCAUUGCACCAUCUGCAAACCAAGCUGACUGUAGCAUUUCCCGACAAGUCGUUGUUACAGUACGAUUGUGGUAAGCUACAGAAACUCGCAGAACUUUUGCAGGAGCUGAAGGACAACGGACACAGAGCGCUGAUAUUUACGCAGAUGACUAAAGUGCUUGACAUCCUGGAGCAAUUCCUGAAUUACCACGGAUAUCUCUACAUGCGUCUAGAUGGUGCGACGAAGAUCGAAGAUCGUCAAAUUCUAACUGAGAGAUUUAACAGCGAUCCCCGAAUCACAGUUUUCAUUCUGUCGAGUAGAUCUGGAGGGCUCGGAAUCAACCUAACGGGUGCGGACACGGUGAUUUUCUAUGAUUCAGACUGGAACCCUGCUAUGGACAAGCAAUGCCAGGACCGUUGUCACAGAAUUGGGCAGACCAGGGACGUUCACAUCUACAGAUUUGUCAGCGAACACACAAUCGAAAGUAACAUCCUCAAGAAGGCCAACCAGAAGAGGCAUCUCGACAACGUCGUCAUCCAAGAAGGUGAUUUCACAACGGACUAUUUCACAAAGCUCUCGGUUAAGGAUCUUCUGGGUUCCGAAGUGACGGGCGGCCUCAAAGUCGACGACCAGCCUCUUCUGCAGGCGGACUCGGAACCAACCAAAGAUCCGCGAAGUCUAGAGAAACUGCUUGCACAGGCAGAGGACGAAGACGAUGUAAUGGCGGCCAAUUUGGCCAUGAAAGAAGUAGAAGUCGAUAACAACGACUUCACGGAUCAGAAUCCCUCCAGCGAGCAGCAAGCUUCAGCCGCAGAAGGUACUCCCCAACCGUACGAUGAAUACGAAGGCACAAAUCACGUAGAAGAAUACAUGCUCCGGUUCAUAGCCAAUGGCUAUUACUACUGA
Torulaspora globosa is the source of this 4461-nucleotide messenger RNA. RefSeq names its product chromatin-remodeling protein SWR1 (gene SWR1). Lineage: Eukaryota; Fungi; Ascomycota; Saccharomycetes; Saccharomycetales; Saccharomycetaceae. The transcript has a single exon. Bases 1 to 4461 code for a protein of 1486 amino acids. The record is from RefSeq and is a predicted model, not a curated record. Gene Ontology annotation, cellular component: Swr1 complex. Gene Ontology annotation, molecular function: ATP binding; ATP hydrolysis activity; histone binding.